GUCAUUUAUGGAUGACCCCUUAUGUAUUUUCCCAAAUUAAAAUACCUUACACUCGAUAACUGGGGUCUAACAUCUAUUGAUGACGACCCAUUCCAUGGGCCAACUGAGUUGUUAAAUCUGGUUGUCAGCAACCAGAAUAUUGUAGGUCUCCCCGUUGACGCGCUCCACUCGACAGCUUUAUCCAAAUUAAAAAAGUUAACCUUCUCAAACUGUCACAAUGUAGACACGGUUACUCAAUCAGCAUUUGCGAACCUUGCCGCCAUACAGGAGAUAGACUUAAGUUAUAAUUUUAUACACACUUUAGAUAACGAUUGCUUUAAGGGCAUUGGCGACACUCUGAUCAAACUAAACCUGUUUGGUAAUUCGCUGCUUCCGUCUAAUAGUCCGACACUGGCAGGACUAAAAGGUUUAACUGUGCUCCAAGAGUUGGACAUGUCGCACAAUGAAAACCUUCAAACGCUUCCCAACUUGUCUCAGCUAGGUAACCAACAACCUCUCAAGUUGUACUUAAACAACAACAAAAUUUUAAGUCUUGGCGCCAACAGUGUUGCAGCUAUAGCUACCACACUACAGACUUUAAAUCUUUCAAUGAACCAAAUUCAGUACAUUGACGUGAAUGCUUUUGCUGGGAUAAAAACGCUUCGAGUUUUAGAUCUUUGCAAACAAGACAUAGGAACUCAAGAAAUUUUAACCGUUCCACACUUAAACGAGUCGUCUUCUACAUUAAAGGAGUUGUACCUGUCAGGUCAAGCGGUCAACCCGGACUCUCUGUGGUCGGCCAUUACUGACCUCACACAGCUGACCGUUCUAAGCGUCUCAGCAACAAAACUCAGCACUAUACCAAGCUUUGCAUUGAAGAAACUGACCGCACUAUCUCAACUGGACAUUAGCUUUAACAAAAUAUCCUCACUGACUCCCGACAUGCUCGUUGGUCCACGAAACUCGCUCAAAGUUUUAAACAUAGCCGGCAACCCCAUCACCACUCUGUCAUCUUGUUUGUUCCAUGGCUACACAAGUUUUCCACUGAGCAUCGUUCUAGACUCGCCGCUACAGUGUAACUGCGCCAUACUCUGGUUGUGGGAGCGACUCAAGAACAACACAAUUGUAGUUCCAGCCUCGGCGAAAUGUACAGACAACGUGCCGAUCUCCGACAAAACUCUAGCUGAAAUAUGUCCAGGUCCGUAUACAGAUCCUGUGUGUACUGAAAACUAUCUACCGCCCAUCCUGACAUUCUUAAGACUAGAGGCGAGCCAGAGAAACAUUAUUCUGCAAUGGACGCUGUCGGACAAAAGAGACCUGGUCGACUACAUGCUGCAGUUUGGGCCAGAGUCGGGUGAUGUCACCGCACUAACCACUCCCGACAACCAGUCCUACGUCUUCACGAAUCUCAAGCCAAACACUGCGUACCGCGUAUGUGUGACUGCAAGAUUUCUUCAGCGUUCAUCUGUAGUUACAUGUGAUUCCGUCAGAACAGCCGUAGGCCGUACUUUAAUACCAUUGCGCACCAAGAAAUGUCGGGAUUUCCCGUUUUGACUCUAUCGACCGCACCUGUUGUUUUGAGGCAACUUGACGCAGUUUCUAAAUCUGUACAACGACUUCGGCAAACAAUUCUUUUGGAAGCCUGAACAGCCCAGGACCUCCUAUAUAAAACCACUUCCCUACACAGACCAGGACCGCCUCUGUAUAGCCACUUUACUACACAGACCAGAACCGCCUCUGUACAGUCACUUCUCUAUACAGCCCGGGACCGCCUCUGUUUAGCCACUAUACAGCCCAGAUCCGUCUCUGUAUAGCCACCGCUUCCCUACACAGCCCAGAACCGACUCUGUAUAGCCACUUCUCUACACAGCCCAGAACCGCCUCUGUACAGCCACUUCUCUACACAGCCCAGAACCGCCUCUGUACAGCCACUUCUCUACACAGCCCAGAACCGCCUCUGUACAGCCACUUCUCUACACAGCCCAGGACCGCCUCUGUUUAGCCACUACACAGCCCAGAUCCGUCUCUGUAUAGCCACGCCCCAAAGAGAUUCUAACAUCAGCACCAGUGCCAGAGCCGGAACUUAGACCGUCUGAGUGCCACUGUCAGCAUCUCGUCAGCGUUAGACGAUCAUGUCCAGACUCGUCUUCCUUCUUCUCCUCUGCUUCAUCGGUAUGACGACAGCCGCGGUGACGAAGUUUCAAGGUGAUUGCCUUGGUGACGUCAUGCCCGGCCAGAUCUGGUACUCUCAGGUACCUGAGUGCAUGAAAUGUGAAUGUGGAGCAGGGGAGUACACAUGCUUCAGCUGUACCCCAGCUUACAUCCCACUAUACUGUAUAGCGAUAUACAACACAACAGCCCACUACCCCGAGUGCUGUGACCCACUUGUCGCCUGUGAAUGAUACAAAAGGACCUCCAACAAGAAUUGUUUGCCGA
Messenger RNA from Physella acuta, 2415 nucleotides. RefSeq names its product leucine-rich repeat and immunoglobulin-like domain-containing nogo receptor-interacting protein 1. NCBI's taxonomy places the organism in Eukaryota, Metazoa, Mollusca, Gastropoda, Physidae. Gene Ontology annotation, molecular function: protein binding. Gene Ontology annotation, cellular component: plasma membrane. The record is from RefSeq and is a predicted model, not a curated record.